Dalotia coriaria is the source of this 6440-nucleotide messenger RNA. It is a transcript of the gene Atpalpha, whose product is annotated as sodium/potassium-transporting ATPase subunit alpha. The record is from RefSeq and is a predicted model, not a curated record. Gene Ontology annotation, molecular function: ATP hydrolysis activity; ATP binding; P-type sodium:potassium-exchanging transporter activity. Gene Ontology annotation, cellular component: plasma membrane. Gene Ontology annotation, biological process: intracellular sodium ion homeostasis; sodium ion export across plasma membrane; intracellular potassium ion homeostasis. The transcript is spliced from 9 exons. Bases 635 to 3688 code for a protein of 1017 amino acids. NCBI's taxonomy places the organism in Eukaryota, Metazoa, Arthropoda, Insecta, Coleoptera, Staphylinidae.
UCAAAUUAUUGAACCUGUCGUUCUUCUUCCAUUAAUCUGGAAGUUUCAACGCUCACAUCAACUAUCCUCUGGGGAUAAAAGUGUCGAAAAGUGCCAACAAUGACAUUUACAUCGUCGCAACUAGAUGUAAUAGGCUUGAUGCUAAGAUAAUUGACGCACAAUUAGUUUUUUAUUCGUUUUGUUGGUGGGCAUAUAAUAUCACCAUGCGCGUAUGCCUACGCGCGUUUCUGUUGUGUAGUGUGUGGUAUCAAUUGCAUUAAAAGCCUCGCGGUUGGUGCGUUGAUGAGAUGCUAUGCUGUGCAACGAUAUCGUUUGGCAUAUCUAGCUACAGGGGAGCAUAAUCGGCGCUCUUUUGACAACGCUCGUUCGGCCAGCGGCUAGUCUUUCAGUCGACAGCCACCGAGCCGUCCUAGCAUAUGUCUCCGCGUCCAGCGUGACAGUCUCAGAUGGUGCUUGGACGUCUUAAGACAUUCCUGUCGUAGUAGUACCUACAUAUUUAACUAUUUAUUUUAUUGACGAUUAAUACCAACAACCAGGUUAAACGUACAGACCACUGGUUGUUGAAGACUUUACUGGGGAAGAUUAAGCUGUUUCUUGAGUGAGUGGUGCGCGUCGAGUGUUUUGGAAGCAAGUCAUGGAUUCGGUUGGAAAUUCGGCCGAUGAUGAUUCACGAAGGAAGGUAAAAUCGAAGGCGAGGAAAGGUGACGACCUAGAUGAUUUAAAACAGGAAUUGGACAUCGAUUAUCAUAAGAUCUCACCAGAAGAAUUAUACCAAAGGUUCCAAACACAUCCAGAAAAUGGCCUCAGUCAUGCAAAAGCUAAGGAAAAUUUGGAAAGGGACGGACCCAACGCACUCACCCCACCCAAGACCACCCCCGAAUGGGUUAAAUUCUGUAAAAAUUUGUUCGGAGGCUUUGCACUGUUACUGUGGAUCGGUGCUAUCCUCUGUUUUAUCGCAUAUUCCAUUCAGGCUAGUACCGUUGAAGAACCAGCUGAUGAUAACCUCUAUCUUGGUAUCGUGUUAGCUGCCGUUGUUAUCGUUACAGGUAUAUUUUCGUAUUAUCAAGAAAGCAAGAGCUCCAAAAUUAUGGAGUCCUUCAAAAACAUGGUACCUCAAUUCGCUACCGUACUUAGAGAAGGUGAAAAGUUGACGCUGCGCGCCGAAGAUCUGGUACUGGGCGACGUUGUGGAGGUGAAAUUCGGCGAUAGGAUUCCUGCUGACAUUCGCAUCAUCGAAUCUCGCGGCUUCAAGGUCGACAAUUCGUCACUGACAGGCGAAUCCGAGCCGCAGAGCCGAAGUCCCGAAUUCACCCACGAGAAUCCAUUGGAAACCAAAAAUUUAGCGUUCUUCUCGACAAACGCUGUUGAAGGCACUGCCAAGGGUGUCGUGAUCAGCUGCGGCGAUCACACCGUCAUGGGCAGAAUCGCCGGUCUGGCGUCCGGUCUCGACACCGGCGAAACGCCGAUCGCUAAGGAAAUCCACCACUUCAUCCAGCUCAUUACCGGAGUUGCUGUGUUCUUAGGCGUUACGUUCUUCGUUAUUGCAUUUAUCCUAGGUUACCAUUGGCUCGACGCUGUCAUCUUCUUAAUCGGUAUCAUCGUCGCGAACGUACCCGAAGGUCUGCUUGCUACCGUGACCGUGUGCCUGACGCUCACCGCCAAACGUAUGGCGUCCAAGAACUGCCUCGUCAAGAACUUGGAAGCUGUCGAAACGCUCGGCUCCACCAGCACAAUCUGCUCGGACAAAACUGGCACUUUGACCCAGAACCGAAUGACUGUUGCCCAUAUGUGGUUUGACAACCAGAUUAUUGAAGCCGAUACCACUGAAGAUCAAUCUGGCGUACAAUACGACCGCACCUCGCCAGGAUUCAAGGCAUUAUCUCGCAUUGCUACCCUCUGCAACCGCGCCGAAUUCAAGCCUGGUCAAGAUGGUGUACCGAUUCUCAAAAAGGAAGUCAAUGGUGAUGCUUCGGAAGCUGCUCUCUUGAAAUGCAUGGAAUUGGCAUUGGGCGAUGUAAUGAGUUACAGACGCAAGUGCAAAAAGAUCUGCGAGGUGCCAUUCAACUCGACCAACAAAUACCAAGUUUCCGUCCACGAAAGUGACGAUCCCAAUGAUCCCCGUCAUAUUUUGGUGAUGAAGGGUGCACCAGAACGAAUUCUGGAACGUUGUUCUACUAUCUUUAUCUGCGGCAAGGAGAAAGUUCUUGAUGAGGAAAUGAAAGAGGCAUUCAACAAUGCAUACUUGGAGUUGGGUGGUCUUGGUGAACGUGUGCUUGGAUUCUGCGACUUUUUGCUGCCCACUGACAAAUAUCCUCUGGGCUACAAAUUCGAUUCAGAUGAUCCAAACUUCCAGCUUGACAACUUGCGUUUCGUGGGUUUGAUGUCGAUGAUUGAUCCUCCACGUGCCGCUGUACCGGAUGCCGUUGCCAAGUGUCGUAGCGCUGGUAUUAAAGUUAUCAUGGUCACUGGUGAUCAUCCCAUCACCGCCAAGGCUAUUGCUAAAUCGGUCGGUAUUAUUUCCGAGGGUAAUGAGACCGUUGAGGACAUUGCUUCCCGUUUGAAUAUCCCCGUCUCUGAAGUAAACCCGCGCGAAGCCAAGGCUGCCGUUAUCCAUGGUGGAGAUCUUCGGGAUUUGUCUUCUGACCAACUUGACGAAGUGCUUAGGUAUCACACUGAAAUCGUUUUUGCCAGAACGUCGCCGCAACAGAAACUCAUCAUUGUUGAGGGUUGCCAGCGUAUGGGCGCCAUUGUGGCUGUAACAGGUGACGGUGUAAACGAUUCACCCGCUCUGAAAAAGGCCGAUAUUGGUGUUGCUAUGGGUAUUGCUGGUUCUGAUGUGUCAAAACAGGCUGCCGAUAUGAUUCUGCUCGACGACAACUUCGCUUCUAUCGUCACAGGUGUGGAAGAAGGUCGUCUCAUUUUCGACAACUUGAAGAAAUCUAUCGCCUACACGUUGACCUCGAACAUUCCCGAAAUCUCGCCCUUCUUGGCUUUCAUCUUGUGCGAUAUCCCGCUGCCACUUGGUACCGUCACCAUUCUCUGCAUUGAUUUGGGAACUGACAUGGUGCCUGCCAUUUCAUUGGCUUACGAAGAAGCUGAAGCCGAUAUCAUGAAGCGACCCCCUAGGAAUCCAUAUGAUGAUAAACUUGUGAACUCUAGGUUGAUUUCGAUGGCCUACGGUCAAAUUGGUAUGAUCCAAGCGGCUGCCGGUUUCUUCGUAUACUUUGUCAUCAUGGCUGAGAAUGGUUUCCUCCCACUAACACUCUUCGGAAUUCGUAAGCAAUGGGAUUCGAAGGCCGUCAACGAUUUGACCGAUUCAUAUGGACAGGAAUGGACCUACCGCGACAGGAAAACUUUGGAAUACACCUGCCACACCGCUUUCUUCGUGUCGAUCGUCGUCGUCCAGUGGGCCGAUUUGAUCAUUUGCAAGACUAGGCGUAACUCCAUUGUCCACCAGGGCAUGCGGAACUGGGCCCUCAAUUUCGGUCUCAUUUUCGAGACUGCGCUCGCCGCCUUCUUAUCUUACACACCCGGCAUGGACAAGGGUCUCCGCAUGUUCCCACUCAAAUUCGUAUGGUGGUUACCUGCUCUACCAUUCAUGUUGUCAAUCUUUAUCUAUGAUGAGACAAGACGUUUCUAUCUACGCCGCAACCCCGGAGGGUGGUUAGAGCAAGAGACUUACUAUUAAGUGCAGCGACUGCCAACGUUCUGUGCCUCUCUUUUAUUUAACUAAACCAAAACAACCAAUUGAAACAUCAUCAAAACAACCAAACUAACAACUUAUUGCAAGCAUAACAUAAGAGACGGGGCGCAGUUAACUCGAUAGGAAGGAUUUCGUUCGAAACCAUAAUAUAAUAUAAACAAUUUAAUGAAAAUGAGAACUAAGAGAAUACAAAACGAUUAAUUUAUUUUUGUGUACUUUAGAACGUGCACCGUUUUUUGGCAGCUUAUAUAAAUCUAUAUAUUGUCUCUACGUAAUGUUUAAAGAAGAUGAAACCAUCAAUUACCAAGAUAAACAAACGUUCUAAGCAAACCAAACAAAGAAAAACAAAAACUAAUGGGUUCUAUCGAAUGCACAAUAAUAACAAACAAAAAAUAACGUAAAUUAUGAUGUAAUUAUGAUAAUUAACGAUGUCGUUCCCUAUCGAUAUGUUGUACAAAUCCUGUUGCUAAUCUAGUGAAAAGUCCUGCUUUGCGCAGAAUCUAUUAAGUAAAAAAGUACAGAAUAUUUAAGAAGAAACCUGAGAAAAAAGAAAAUAACAAAAAAAAUUACAUUAAAAUAUAACAAAUUAUAUAAGUUAUGAAACAUUGCGUGCGCGAGCUACGGGGCAGUCCCCUUCCCGUUGUUUUCCUGUUGAUUUGGGCGGCCGUGGCUCGCGCACCCUCCUUAGCUCUAUAAGAUGAUUUAAAGAUAACAAACAAAUAAUUAUAAAUCGAACAUGAGAAGAAAUUUAAGAUACAAACAACAAUAUUGUAAUAAUAUUAACGAGAACAAGAGAUGAUGAUUACGAAAUUAAAUACAAGUAAAGAGGAAUAAGUACAGUACACAGUAAUUACAUACAGAUGAUAAUGAUAAUAAUUAAUUAAAAUUAACAUUAACGGGAGCAUAGUGCAUAAUGUAAUAUGGUUGGUUACGAAUUCGUUUUUCGUUUUUACACUAUCUAACUGAUUACGUUUCGUUCGCGACACUCCGAAAUCUCAACUUACGAGCUGGCGAGCACGCAGAAACGAACGAUUUUUCAACUUCAAUCACUUCAACCAAAUAAGUGAACAAAAUAAAAACCAAAAACGAAUGCAAUCACACGAACUAUGAAAAAGGAGAAGAAAACGCAUGAAUGAUGUUGCCCGAAAGUACAUCCGUAACAGAACAGAAAAAAACAGGAAACACGAAAACAAUGGGAAGAAACUUGCUGUCGAAUAUUACGUUACGUUUUAGAUGCAAUAGUGUUUUCAUACAUUCCAGUUGAAAACAGUUGCCUUAGUGCUGUCAGUCAGUCCGUUUUACGAAAACUAACACAGAUUGGAGCCCUCGGAGGCUGGGCCACACGGCAGGUUAUUGUUUUUUUGCCGCGGUGGCUCCCUCCCCCACAACACUCGAUGGCGUAAACGAAUUAUGCUAACAAACAAAGCAAAAUAUGAAACAUAAAAUGAAGCAUCUGUAGUGUCGAUGUGAAUGACGAUGAAGUAGUAGUAUUAUUAGGCUUUCAACACUUAGGUUUAGCUAGAGUUGUAACUGUGUUGUUAUAUCGUGUUAAGUGUAACCAGGUCGUGCUCAAUACACAUGACUACAAAACUAAUCACGAUGGUAAACGUUCAUUAAGAAGUAAAACAAGCUAAGAUGAUAACAAAUUGCAUAAACUACAUGAGAUUAAACGUUAAGUAUUUCAAAUGGCGAAAUUGCAAACAAACUAACACAUUGAUAAGAAAGCAUAAAUAAGUAAUUGAAGCAUAUGGAAAAUUCAAAUUUAACAAUUAUUACAUAUUAUUCUAAUUAUCAAUUAAUACGAUUAUGAAUUACUCCCUACUUUCUUUGUAUAUAGUUUAGUAUUAUGGAAAUAUUAUGAUAACGUUUUAAUGAUAACACCGGGCGGUACCUACUACCAGACCGUCCACCAAAAUAAACAUUCAAGAGAAUUUGCUGACGACCACGAAUAUAUUUACCAAUUAAUACCGAUGUUAAGAUAUAAACUAAUAUAACGAACUAAUAAACAACUUGAAACAUGUAAGACGAAAUUGUGCUGCCGACCACCGCGGAGCGUUCCACCCGAUUGUGUAGUACUCAUAAUAUAACAACACACACACACACACACUGGACAUAACUGUAAUUAAAUAUGAAUGAUAAUUACUGAAACAAAGAAAUAUAUAAAGAUUACAUUGUUUUAUCGAAUGCUGUAAGAUGAGUAUACUGUCUACUGACAGCCGUUCACGAUUCACACUCGCUUUUAUCUUAUAUUCUUACUGUGAACACUUCUCUUCACAUAAUUCAUUGCGAUUCUGUUUAGGUUCUAUCUGAUUCAGAUGAAGAUGAUGCAAAAGUACACGUUGGUGACGGUGACAACUGGAGGAGCGUACCGCCGAAAAGAAUAACAUAAUAAUUAAUGAUAAUAUGCUGCUUCUGUAGAGCCCUAUUUUCAUAUACUCUGUCGCGCCCUGGUCCGAGACCAACUCACCAUGGUAUUGUUAUCUUAUUGUAAAUAUUUUUAAGUGAUCACUUAAUUAAUUGUUUGCCCAUUUCCGUGUCGAAUCUAUGAUUAACAUUGAGAGACGUUAAUAUGAAUUCUCUAUCGAUUCAAUUGACAUAUAUUUUUGUUCAUUUUAUUAUCAAUUUGAUUAUAAUAUAUAUAUAUCGCUUUUGUGUUCGUUUCACACAUUAAUGUUUUCGUAUGUAUUGAAGUUGUAUAAAUUUGGGUUUUAAUAAAAUGGAUGAUAGAAUUAAACAA